Topomyia yanbarensis is the source of this 5634-nucleotide messenger RNA. Its product is annotated as zinc finger protein 699-like. The record is from RefSeq and is a predicted model, not a curated record. Bases 3948 to 5615 code for a protein of 555 amino acids. Gene Ontology annotation, cellular component: nucleus. NCBI's taxonomy places the organism in Eukaryota, Metazoa, Arthropoda, Insecta, Diptera, Culicidae. The transcript has 4 exons. Gene Ontology annotation, biological process: regulation of transcription by RNA polymerase II. Gene Ontology annotation, molecular function: RNA polymerase II cis-regulatory region sequence-specific DNA binding; zinc ion binding; DNA-binding transcription factor activity.
UGUAAACCAACUUGUUUUGCCGAUUUCAUUUAAUUUGCUGUAAUUUCAACUUGGAAAACAUUUGAAAUCGUAAAUCUACGUGGGGUAAAUAUGUCAGUUAAUGCGUGCUUCUUUUGAAGUUUCAUUCGGCUCCGAAAUAAUGCGCAAAACAAGUUUGUUUACAAAAAUCUCUUUAGCCCUUUUGAAGAAUUAAUAUUGAAAUAUAGUUUUCUGGUGAAAUGUGGUGAAUGGAGAACAGUGAGUCUAGUUAUGUAAGGUAUGCAAACUAGGCUCGAUGGAAGUAUCCAAGUCAGUUUUGAAUAUCACAUAGAUUUAGAGUAACAUCAGAUGUUGCUUCAAGCUGUUCUCAACCCCUAUUCGGCAGUUUUCACGCCGACACCCGCGUUACGACUUGGUAAGGCAAAACUGGUGUCGAAGGGGGUCAAUUAAGGUUGUGUGAAGUAUUCUUGAUGGUCGCAUCAUUAGCGUUUCUGCAUUAGAAUCGAAAGGCAGCCUUAGUUGAUUAUAGGAUUAGGGAAUAUUCAAAAAAAUAUUUAAAUAACGUCUUUUUCGCUUCAGAUAGUUGAUGUUCGAGUUUGUAGAACUCCUUGAGCGUCUCAUAUACGAGUUCCGAUGGAAAUUGAGGAUUCGAUGAAAGAGAUAUCUUCUAUGAGACGGUCGACGGUGGGAAUGAGACACUUACUACCACUGAAAUGAAAUCGGCUCUCAGAUAUGAUAAGCUCUUUCGGGUCGGUGUGGUCUGUUCGAGACGAACCAGGCGGACAUUCGGUUCGAGCAAACUUUAUGGGGAAUAGUGGAUAAAUAAUUCUUAUGUCCUUUAUGAGAAGAGAUUCUUUUUGUGAAACUUUAAUAUGCCUUACCUUGUCUAGCUACUCAAGAUAAUAAUAAUGGAAAAAAAUUGAGGGUUUGCCUGGUCGAUAGUAUUAUUUUUUCUUGGUUUUGGUAUUCUUCUCUAUAUAAAAAUCCAGUUAGCAAAUUUUCUAUUGCGAUUAGGGCUAUGUUCACCUGUUAAAACAUGUUAAGAUAGGUGUAAGGAACAACCUUUGAUGAUAUGUGGGCAUGUAGGGCCUAUCAGAGUGUAAGUGAUCUUCCCAUGAAAACAUAGCAAAAACACGAUUUUUGAUUGGAGACACCUCUAAAUCAUGUCCAAAUUAAGCCAUUUUUGGCGAAAGUUCUUAAAUUCACACCUAGAACAAAAAUUUGAGCUGAUUCAUGUAUAUUUUAAAACUUUUUCAAAAUGUGGAGAGGUCUAAUGGGUAUAGUACUGGUUGUUGCGCUUCUAUAAUUUAACCAUUCAAUUCGUCAUACAUUUGUACUAAUGUUGCAUUAAAACUCCAUUACAGCAUUAACAAUGCAAUAAAGCUCUAUAUUAGCAUCAAUAAUGUAUAAAUGCGCAGCCGAAAUAUAACAUUGUCACUUGCUCUAUAUGCGCAUAUACCCAAGUAACCAAUAAGCAUUAUAACGUAACCUAAUAGCUUUGAAACCUAGUCUAGUCUACACAUACACAGCCAAUACAUGUAGUGAUCCUGGAAAAUUGCAGACGUUCGUCCACAAUUUUUCUUGUCAUUAAUGUUUGUGGCAUAUAUUGAAUAUGACACAAGCAUUAAGGCGGCCAGGCCAACUGUGCAGCAUACAAAAUAAAGAUGAUUCAAAAUUAUACGGCACUCAAAUUAUUCAUUCAAUGAAUAAUUUAAUCAAAAUAAUCAGCGGAUUAUUUUGAACCUUGAAUAAGGAAGAAACGUGGACAACCGUACACAACCGUUUCAAUUUGAUCGGGGUUUGAUAAUCGUUGGGAAUGACUUAGCUAAGAGGGUUAAUGUCACUCCUUUGGUCCUAGGUUCCUGGGAUGGGACAGAAGUAUUUAGCCCUGCCCUGGCUAAUGAGCCAGGGUUAUAGCGCCCUUACUCGCUCUCUGAAACAAUAGAGAAAAUUGACGAAAUCGGUUAAUAAGUAAUAUAAACAGAAAACGCAUAAAAAUACAAACCAACGGACAACUCACCUUCGACAAAAAUCCAUACAGGACUUCUAUGUACUAAUAGGCAGUACAGGAUCAUGAAAACAGAAACCUUCCGCGUUCCUUGAGUGUUGACGAAAACACAAAUAACUGUACCGUAUAUUUCACAAUAGGCCAAACCGAUACUAAAAACGACUGAGAAGUCAUUGCUAUUUCUAUUUGGCUCAAAACAACAAUAGUGAUUCCUCAAACAAACGAAAUUGUCAUCAUUAAACUUCCUGUUCUCUAACGAGCUACUCAUGUUUCCGUAUAAAACGUUGACAAUUUGUAAAUACCUCGAAAUAUUACAAAUUAGAUUUGCAAGAAUGGUAAAUAUAAAAGUGAACUCCUCUCUCCGGAAACUCGUCUUCUGAACGAGAAAUAAAUUCUGGUUCGACACUAGAACACCCUUUGUUGCUUUCCAGAAGGUUGAUUGAAGGAAAAAAAUGAUUACAACAGAAUUUCUAUCCGGUUUAUGCAUUAUAACGUAGCCUAAUAGAUUUAUAUCCUUAUAUAAAGCAGUCAUACAGAGCCGUGAAGCCCUAAAUACUGAUAUAAUGCUGGUAUUAUGCCAGAAAAGUCGAAAUAUAGUGCUAUUACUGUGCAGAGAUUGACAGCUCGUUUUUUCAGCACUAAUGCGCACAAAUGUCAAAUUUGAAAGCAUAAUAUUGGCACUACUAAUGCUAUCAGAAAGCUUCAGUUGCCUGUCAUUGUCCGCCUUGGUUUUAAAACCAUUUCUUAUGUUUACUUUCGGUAUGGUGAGUAAAAAGGAAAAAUUUUAGAAUAAAAUGUUCUGUUUAAAACCGUAAUUGACUCUCUUCUAAUGCAUUGUAAUGAAUAUCCUUAAUGGGUUUUCUGUCUCACAUGAUAUGAAUGUUUUACGAAAAUUACCUUUAGUAAGUCUCGAACUGAGGUACCUUGCCUCGUCCUUCACGGUAAGUGCUCUGCGUUUGCUGCCUGGCCUAUAUUGCAUAUGUUCGAUUGAAAUGAAAUAUGCCGAAUAUAAUCUUCAAGAAAAGUUACAUAACGAAUAAACCCACAGCAUUACAAUAGCAUUAUAUCGGCUUUUUAUUUGCUCUAUAAUGGCACUAAAUGCACAUGUAAAGCUUACAUGCUUUAAAGAUUCUUGAAGCAUGUACGCGUUAUAUCAGCUUUAUAUUCGCAUAUAGAGCAAGUGAUAAUGCUAUAUUUCGACUGUGCAUUUACGCAUUAUUGAUGCUAAUAUAAAGCUUUAUUGCAUUAUUAAUGCUGUAAUGGAGUUUCAAUUUAACAUUAGUGCAAAUGUAUAGCCAAUAUAGUGCAAUGGCUUAAUGCUUAUGGUUACUUGGGUAAAGCUGAUAUAAUGCGUACAUGCUUCAAGAAUCUUUAAAACAGAUCUGAUGGUAACCUAUAGAGUCGUGUAAGUCGCAUGGGUUUAGAUGUGUUAUUGUCCUAAAAGGAAACAAACUAAAAAAUGUUUUUUUCAAUAGUUUCGAGCUUAAAAAUAGAAAAAGAAUUGAGAUAUCAACUCACGGCACACCCCUAAAUAUCGUUAUUGAGAUUUAUGUCCUUUUUGCGAGGUUAUUGCAUUUAUUACAGUUAUGAAUGUCAUUCCAAUUAUUACACAAAGUUCAAAUUUAAAUAUCGUGAUAUAAAUUAGCAGAAGCGCAUGAAACUCAUAACAAUGGCCUAAAGAUGUUAUAAGUACCGCUUACGAAAUACGAGACUCAAAUUUUCCUUUUGUCAUAAGUAAAACAUAUUCCCAUAUGGGAAACUUGUGGCAAAAAAUCAUAAGCAGUUCUUAUGGAUUUCAAUAGUUAUUUUUCCCCGGUGUAUGUGACGCGCUGAGCUGCCAGCAAGAAGAAGAAGAGCAGCGUCUUGCAAAAACUGAUGUCUUAUAUCUACCUACUUUUGUGUUCCAGCAAUAUAUUGUAGUUAAUUUGUACAUUGUAGCUAUAUAGAAAAGAUAUGUAAAAUGACUAAAGCUCUGCAAGAGUACAACCUGGAUAUGGACUUGAAUAAAAUGUGUCGAAUUUGCUUAUCGCAAACAGAUGCUAGUGGCCAGUUGUUCAAUAUAUUCUCGAGUGCUAUUGUUGAUGGUUUUCUGGUGCGGAUUCCGGAAGUAAUUUCGUUUUGUGUGGACUGGCAGAUUGAAGAAAUGGAGGGAAUUCCAAGUAAACUUUGUCAGAUUUGCAAGGGGCAACUUUUGAAUUUUUACAUAUUUAAACAAAAAUGCAAACGAACGGAGCUGAUACUGCAGCAGACAGUAUUUUCGAGAGCGGAUUGCAGGCGAAUGGAUGUAGCGUCAGUAUGUGAUCAGGCUCAAGCAGAUACGAAUCCAUCAAAUGAAAUUUCAGAAGAAAUGAUUGUACUUACAGACACAAAACAUAAGAUUGGUUCCGAAAAUUUGACUAUUCGUGGAGCACCGCAAAAUCAGAGCCAACUGUGCGAUAAAGUUCAAGACUUAGGGCAAGUUGAGCUACACACUUCUGAACACAAUUUGACUGAAGAAAUUGCUGUAUGCGUUGAUAUAGAUGGAAAAGAUGAAGUAUCUAGCGAUACAAAAGAUUUUGAGCCGGUCACACCUAUGUCGGAGGAUGGGGAGAUUUAUUUUCUGGAAAGUGAAUCAGUUGGAACAUUAAACAUUAGCGACAGCGUUAAUAAUGAUUACGAAGCGGAGGAGAAUCGAUUUCAAUCGAUGCAGUCGGAAGAAGCGCUUCUUGCAGAAAAAAUCAGCUGCACGAUUUGUGGGAAGACAGUUAAAGGUCGUGCACGCUAUCUCAGACAUGUACACUUGCACGAUGCUAGCUCUAAUGUAACCGGAUUCUUUACUUACCACACUUGCAUUGUUUGUAGUAUGAUGUUUACUCAAAAAGAUCAAUUUAUAGAACACAUACAGUUCAGUGAACACCAGCAAUGCGAUGGACCUCUUCUUAAGGAUUGCGAAUUACCAUACAUUUGCGGUGUUUGCUCAGUCGAACAUCACAGUACUGAUCGUAUGAAGCAGCAUCUUUUAUCUCAUUUAAAAUCCUUCCCGUGUCCUUUUGAAGGAUGUGGAUGUGAGUAUAGUUCUUCGGCAAGAUUGUCUAUUCAUAUAACUAAUAAGCAUAUUGAGUAUGAAUCGUAUAUGUGUCGGCAUUGCGGGUCGGACGAUUUCGAUUCUAUGGCGGAGUUGCAACAGCACCUUCGUCUGAAGUGUACUGAGAAAAAAUAUCAGUGCAGUCACUGUGAAAAAAAGUUCCUAACAUCUCGUUCGUUGGCGCAACAUUUGAAAUGUCUGGAAAAAAAGCACCACUGUCUUGAGUGUGGGAAGGCCUUUGCACAGCCCGGUGAGCUCACGUUGCAUCAGAGAACACAUAACGGGGAACGGCCGUUCCAAUGCACAGUUUGUGGGAAUCGCUACAGGACUGCGUCACUCAGAACGGCUCACAUGGAUUCUCAUAUUGAUGGCAAAACGUUUGAGUGUCUAUUGUGUGGAAAAAAACUACAAUCGCGUACUUGUUAUCGUAAUCAUGUCAGGCGGCAUUCAGAGGAGAAAAAACAUGGAUGCGAGAUUUGUUCGAAAAAAUUCUACACUAAGUAUAAUGUAAAAGUCCACAGAGAAAAAGUACACAAAUUGAUCAGAAAGGUGGAAAAUAAAUAGACAACAUUCGUUGGGCGUA